Messenger RNA from Penicillium verrucosum, 651 nucleotides. RefSeq names its product BTB/POZ domain-containing protein. The transcript is spliced from 2 exons. Bases 1 to 651 code for a protein of 216 amino acids. Lineage: Eukaryota; Fungi; Ascomycota; Eurotiomycetes; Eurotiales; Aspergillaceae. Gene Ontology annotation, molecular function: protein binding. The record is from RefSeq and is a predicted model, not a curated record.
AUGGCCCAGGCCCCCGUCCGGGGCUUACAAGCCGACAUCAACAGGUUUCAAGGACCAAUAGUGACGAUCACGGUCGGACGCCGGGAGGAACGUUUUUAUGUCCACGAAUCACUUAUCUGCGCGUCUUCUCUUUUUUUCAACAGGGCCUUGUCAGGGCAGUGGAAGGAGUCCGAGGAACAUACUGUUGCACUCCCAGAAGAUGACCCGCGGAUAUUUGCUCUAUACACACACUGGCUUUACGCUGGCCAAAUCCCUGUCAUUGUUCCAUGUCCAACGAUGAAUGAAGCAGGAGUUAACAAUACCAGGGAGCAAUUUCAUCUUGCUAAGGCAUAUGUGCUCGGUGACAAGUUGCUCGAUGUCGAGUUUCAGAAUUCAACAAUCCAGGCUAUUGUCGAAAAAGCCGAUACAAAUGGAUUUUCCCGCUAUCCCGAUUCACGCUCGAUCAGUUAUGCCUACGACAACACGACCGAGUCCGCUAAAAUCCGCAAGCUCUUUGUGGAUAUCUAUGUGGAAAUUUUACCCAGAAAGCUCAACAAAGGAUUCCCAGAGGAAUUUCUCUAUUCGGUUGUUGAAGGUCUCAUGAAGAAAAGAUUGUCUCCUCCCAGGCCAAUUGAAGCGUCCAAUUAUUUUCUGGAUCCCUCGGGAAGUUGA